AUGGGCCGUGACGCCUGCGAAUUGACGCAUUCCUCUCCCAUGAAGUUCUCCCUGUCCCCUCUGACUUACCUCAUCUCUUCCUCUCGCCAGCUGAAGCCCCGUGCGCUCCCGCCACGGCCGCCGUCCACUCCUCCUCCGUGUCUCACCUCAGGGGCUGCCCCGGGGCGCAUCGAGGACGGGGCACGGAACCCCGCCCGGCGCCUCGCCGGGACACCGCGGCUUCGAGUUCCCGCCCCCGCCCCUGAGGGCAGCGCGGCGCGAGGCCGCGGCACGGAGAGCGCGCGAGGCCGCGGCACGGAGAGCGCGCGAGGCCGCGGCACGGAGAGCGCGCGAGGCCGCGGCACGGAGAGCGCGCGAGGCCGCGGCACGGAGAGCGCGCGAGGCCGCGGCACGGAGAGCGCGCGAGGCCGCGGCACGGAGAGCGCGCGAGGCCGCGGCACGGAGAGCGCGCGAGGCCGCGGCACGGAGAGCGCGCGAGGCCGCGGCACGGAGAGCGCGCGAGGCCGCGGCACGGAGAGCGCGCGAGGCCGCGGCACGGAGAGCGCGCGCGGCCGCGGCACGGAGAGCGCGCGCGGCCGCGGCACGGAGAGCGCGCGAGGCCGCGGCACGGAGAGCGCGCGAGGCCGCGGCACGGAGAGCGCGCGCGGCGCGUUUGUGUUCCCGCCCCUGCGCCUGAGGGCUCUGAGGGGCGAGGGCCCCGCACUUCCUGCUGUCCCGUACACGGGACACGUGCCGCGCACGGAAAAGCCGCCUGGGAGCCGCUCCGGCCCGAGCCCCGCGGAGCCGCCGGGGGGGAGCGAGCGCAGGGCCCGCAGACGGAGCCGUGUGCCCGCGGCUCCGCACGAUGAAAGCCCCGGGCCCGCUCGGUUCGCGGCUGCCCGGAACGCGCCGGCUCUGCGGGCGCUCCCUGCUCCCGGCUCCUUCCCGGAGCUGACAGCUCCAAUGCCGUUCGCUCAUUCCCGCCCGCUCUCUGCGCGGGCUUUUCAACAGAGCCGCGGCUCUGCCGGGCCGCCAGAGGGUUUUGUGUUCCUUUCCCCUCCGCUUUUCUCCCGCGGUGUUCGGGGCCCGCGGGGAUGCGGCAGCCCCGGGAGCGCCGCGCCGGCCCCGCUCGACGCCCGCUACCGCCGCCGCCCGGUCAGGGCGGGACUCAGGACCGAACCCCCGCGGCUGCGGGCGCAGCGCGGCCGCGUUCGCUUCUCCCUCUGCCCGCAGCGGCUGCGAGGGGCAGCGGUCGGAGCUCUCUUUGAGCGGGCAGCGGCCGGAGCUCUCUCUGAGCGAGCAGCGGCCGGAGCUCUCUCGGAGGGGGCAGCGGCCGGAGCUCUCUCGGAGCGGGCAGCGGCCGGAGCUCUCUCCGAGUGGGCAGCGGCCGGAGCUCUCUCGGAGGGUGGCCACCGUGUGUUGCUCUUUUCUCAGAUGACUCAGCUGCUCGAUAUCCUGCAGGACUACAGGGACUACAGGGGUAAGAGGGUCAGAGCAAAGGCAAAAUUUCAGAAAUUCACGUUGUUUGUUUGGAAAGACUACAGCUACAAGUGGCUGGACGGCUCUGUGAGGGGUGAGGAGAGACACCUUGCCAUCAAGAACUUUGGUCAACAGCCCAUCUUUAUCUUCCUGUUGAGCACCAGAGCAGGUGGAGUUGGCAUGAAUCUGACAGCAGCAGAUACAGUUAUUUUUACUGAUAGUGAUUUUAACCCACAAAAUGACUUGCAAGCAAUAGCAAGAGCUCACUGGAUUGUGCAGCACAAGCCUGUAAAAAUUAUCUGUUUGAUUGGGCGGGAUACAGUUGAAGAAAUCAUCUACCGAAGAGCCGCCUCGAAGCUCCGGCUGACCAACGCCGCUGUUGUGGAAGGGGGGCAGUUUGCUCUGGGAGCACCCAAGCCUCAGGGAACAGCAGAGUUACAGCUGAGUGAAAUCUUGAAAUUUGGCCUGGAUAAGUUGCUCUCCUCUGAGGGAAGUACUGUACAGGAUGUAGAGCUGGAAAACAUCCUGGGAGAGACAAAAGGAGGGCAGUGGAUAAUGGACACUGUGCUGCCACAAAAGGAAGAGGAUGAAGAGGAGGAUACAGAGAAUCACAUAUAUGUGUAUGAAGGCAAAGAUUAUUCAAAAGAACACAGCAGAGAAGACAAAAAGGCAUUUGAUCAGCUUUUGGAUCUUCAGAAAGCACUGAUUGAAGAGUCCAGCAAGGAAGGGAGAGCUCUCCAGAACAAAGCAAAUGCCCUUCUCACAGGCCUUCAGGAGCAGUUGGCCAAGAGGACGCUGAGUGAAGAGGAGCUGGAGGCUCGGAGGAAGAAGCGCCAAGAAGCAGCAGCCAAGAGAGCAAGGCUCACGGAGGAAAAGAAAGCAGCAAAGGCAGAGGCAGAACACAAGAAAAAGAUGGCCUAGUGGGAGGCCAAUCAUUACACAUCUCCCUGCCUUCCUUCAGAGGAAAGUGGCUCUGAGGAGGAGUUUGAGAAGGAUGAGUUGGGGCCGAAUGUGGAUUUAGAUUACCAAGAUGGAGACCAGAACUGUAUCAAGUACGUCAUGGGAGAUGUAACCCACCCCCAAGCAGAAGAGGAAGAUGCCAUCAUUGCCCAUUGCCUAGAUGACUCUGGCCGCUGGGGCAGGAGUGGUUUAUUCACUGCUCUAGAGACUCAUUCUGAUGAGCCAAGGAAAAUAUAUGAGAUGGCAGGAAAGAUGAAAUCUCUGAAAGCAGUGCUUCAGUGGUGCUCUGACUUGGCUUGUUUGGAGUGUGAGAACUCUGUAUCUGGAGUUAGGAGGACCCUGCUAUUCCCUAUUGAUGAUAAAAAAUCCAGGAAAAAAGGACAAGAUUUGCUGGCCUUGAUUGUAGCUCAGCAUCAGGAUAGGUCCAACAACCUGUCUGGCAUUAAGCUGUCAGCUUUGGAAAAGGGCCUGAAGAAGAUUUAUUUAGCAGCCAAGAAAAGGAAUGCCACAGUGCAUCUUCCAUGGAUCGGGCAUGCAACCAAAGGCUUCAACUGGUACGGCACCGAGCGCCUCGUCCGAAAGCACCUGGCAGCUCGGGGCGUACCCACGCUUGUAUAUUACUUCUCAAGGAGUAAAGAUUCUUCCUCUGCUUCACAACCAUAUUCAUCUUCAACAACAGUCUUAAAGCCAUGAAGAUGCAGUAAUUUCACCAAGAACAUGCACGAAAGGUGGCCAUCAUCAGGCAGUCCACGUGCACUCUUGUCACAAACACGGGCUGCAGAGCCAUUAUUCACACCUGAACCUCUCUGCUGUGACUGGCCCAAACAUUUGCGUGUUGUCAGUGGCUCUGGAGUGGAAUGAGACUCUCUCUGACUUCAGACUCCAAAGAGGAAGGACUUGGCUCAAUCCCAGAUCUCAUUUGGAGAUGGAAAAUUAAACUUUUAACUGAUGGUCCAUUGUUAUCCCUUACAUUAAGUUAUUGUUGGGAUUUGGAAUAGAGUAUUGUUUAGCUGUAUUUCCCUGCCCCCUCCUUCUGUCUCAAAUUCAAUACCUUAUCUCACUAUACCUCUUUUCAAUCAGCUUUUUAGUGGUUACCUGGCAUUCAGUCUACGUGUCCACAUAUAACUCAGCAGAAAGGAACCUGUCAGCUGUAUGACAACCACACAGGAUAAACUGUUCAUCCUCUUCUGAUUUCUCAGAAAUCCACUUGACUUGCAUUUGUUCAAGUAUAAAAUUUAGCUACCAAAUCAUGUGGUUAUAGUCUAGCAAAAUGCUGACCAGUAUCCUUGGCAAAGGUGUGCAAGGCUGCCAAAAUUUGAGACUGACUAUAAACGAUACCUUUCCUUCUCCCACUCUUAUUUCAUUACACAGCUUUUUGUUGCGGCUUUAGGGCAAACCCAGUUCCUUACCUGCUGUCUAAAAAACUGUGUGAAAGGUUCCAUGACCCUUUGAUUCACUUUUUAGUUUUUGAUGUUGGCUUUUUGAUGAUGGCUUUGCUCUACUGCAAGAAAACUUUCCUGGUUUUCACACUGUUGACACUAUUUGUAACCAAUAUAUUUUUAGGUUAUUUUUUACACAUAUUUAGGGUGCUUUUGUACAACCAGGCAAGAGUAGCUCUCCUAAUAAGUGCUGUGACCAGGGACAGUGUGCGAUAUGAAACUUAAUUCAAUUCAAAGUUCAUCUUCCGACGGGAAAUCACCCCACAAGCGGUGGAAAGCAUGUCCCUAAAUAUCUCAUUGCCACACACAUCUCUGGCUGCAUCUACACUGCCCCUGUGGCACCAUCUGGUUAUUUGAGCAUUCCAGGCCUGCCAUGGCUCGUCGUGCUGACUGGUGUGCUCCAAACGAGGAGAAGCCUCCUGAGCUGGAUAUUCUGGCGUUUACUCCUGGCUGGAGCAGACAACCCCAUGGGAUACCUUACCUCCUCGGACCCUGCUGGAGCUGAGGGCAGCCAGGCUGCACAGCACCUCUGUGGGGGACAGCCUUCCUGCAGCUGUUCCCAGGAGCAGCCCCCUCUGCACUUGGCAAAGUGCCUGCAGCAUCCGAGUCCGACUGUGAGCACCUGGAAGGGUGAGGGGUGCUGAGUGGAUGUACCUUGCUUUCCCCAGCCUCUCAAAGUGCCCCUCUUGCAGCAGGCCAGCUGGUGGCACUGUUAGCCAGCUCACAGUGCUUCUCCAGCCUGGAAAAACGCUCCCUCUUUCCCAGAAUUAAAACACCAAUUACGCCUUUUCCUUUGGCAGCCUUGACUGAACACAUCAUUUCAGUCUGCAGACUCGAGGCUCUGUUCCUCCACCUCUUCUUUUUCCUGUAUGCUCAUUGCCCUUCGUUAAAAGGUUUAGUUCCCAGCUAUUCCAGUGCAUGCAGUCUUGUUCCUCAGCUCCACACACACCUAUGGGUGCUCUGGCCACCAGCUGCACAUGAACAGAGGAUUUGUCCUGUGGCUGGCUCCUCCAGAACAGGCUGAAAUGGUGUGUCCGCCCCCACUACGGCCAGCUAUUCCUUUUUGAGGCCUCAUGCUUGCCUUUGUUUCAGCCUGUGUCCUGUGCCCCCCAUGCUGCUAUGACUGAGCAGAGUUACAAAGGAGAGCAGGGCUGGCUGUCAAUGUCCCUUACCCCUUAAGGUCUACGGGAGCUGAGAGGUACCUGUAACACAGAGGAAAGGUCAUGGUAUGUAACAGGUUCUAGCCCUCUAACUCAGAGGCAAGUAAAUAAAUCAGGUUCUUUCCCUCUCUCACCCUUUUCAACUGUAUAGAUGAAAUCUACCUUAUUUUGUUCCCUUUAAAUAUACUUAGGAAAUGCUUCUGGAGUGUGGGGGAUUUGUUGUGGGUUUCUUGCUUUCUCUUUUUUUAAGAAACAAUAUUCUUUAGUAUUUUUAAAAUCUGCUGAACCCAAAGAAAAGUUCUACCCCUGUCUGCUUUGAAAUGGAAGUGAGAUUUCAACUGAAUCCUGAAUUGAGUUUUGCAGAAUCUCAGCCAAGUGAAGUAUUUCUAGUUUUUCUAGUGUUACUACCCACCACCAUUUGUCUUUAUUUGGGCAGAAAUCAUGUAUUUCAGAUAAUUAAUUCCAUACAGGGCUCAGCAGCUUUUAUACAAGUUGCUAUACAAAAUAAAUGUGUCAUGCUGUUUCUUCAGCUGCACAGUACUUUGCAUUUUCCUUUUCUAAAUAGCAACCACCCCAAAAGGGAAGGAAGGAGUUUUUUUGUAGUGAUGUCCCUCUGGCCUCUCUCUCUCUCUCCUUCCACAGAAGAUUUUUUGCAGCAGAAGAGCUGGAAAGUGCCACCUUGUGCAUUUCUGUCAUUGCACGUUGGCUUAAAGUUUCAAUGUAAGCUGCUGGAGUGAGGUCAGCGGCUGAGGGCGCGAUCAUGCACAGCUCAGAUUGGCUGUACCAGCAGUUUCAUCAGAUAGGACCUAAAAAGUGACAUCCAGUCUCAGGAAAAAACUUUGCACCCCGUGCUGCAGGCUCCAGCUGAUGCUAUAUAAAAGCAGGCUGUAAUUCAGAGUGACAUUUAUCCUUGUGUUGGCUUAGCUCAUGCUUGUGUUUCUUGACAAAGCACUGCCUCUGAUGCUCAGGGCAUUAUGCAUGCAAAUUUUGUCUUUAGUGGCUUGUAACUUGAGAAUGAUCUUUCCUUUCUAUUCAGGAAGUAGUAAAAACACUAGAAAGCUCAGAAAUCAAUCAGGUUUUAUGGACAUAUGUGAUUUUGUUAUUGAAUUUUGUCAGAGACAAAAAUUAUCUGGAUAUUUCACUGUGUGUUGGGGAAGGCAGAGCCUGGAUUUUGAGCAAAGUAGAAGGCUGGUUUCCAAGGUGAUGGAGAAAAUCUGCACCAAAUUCAACCUCAGUAUCUUAAGAAAAAUAUUGUACAUGUGUAUCUCUAAACAGAGCAGAAUCUGACCCACAACAAUGAUCCAUAUAAAAAUAUAAGAAUAAGGAGAUUGAUUCAUUUAAAAAUAAGUGAAGCCAAGGUCCUGGAGGAAAAAGAAAAGCAAAGUUUUGAGCUGAGAGAUGACUUAAAAGUGUAACAUACAUGUCAAUUUGUGUGAAAACUCCCUCCACUUUACAGUACAUGAUCCUGGAAAAGAGAUUGUAGACCUUUAUUCAGAUGAUUUCAGUGAAUAGCAGUGUUGCUCAUGCACUAUGAUCAGCAAAUCAAAGUGUAAGACAGAAUGAUACAAAACCGUAAUGGAUUUGCCAUAGGGAAGGAUAAUGUCCACAUUACAGAAAGUGCCUCAUCUCUCCCUGGUUUUCUGUCCAACUCAUGCUUUUCAUAGUGAAAAGUCCAAGCCUGAGGAAUGCAGUAGAUGGAUUAGCAGAAUUACAUAUGAGUCUCCUCUCUAGAACACAGAUCUCUGUAUCACUUUGAAUUUCCUGCAAGUGUGUGGAUUUCAAGUUGGACAACACCAUCCACUCAUCUUGGCCCUGGUCAGAUGGUACUGCCUUGGUGGGGAGGCACAUAGACCCUUCAGAAAACAUCGUGAAGACAGGAACUGUCUGGACCCUCAUGUUUCAGGCAGGAAGAGAAUGUUCCUGCUUGCACUUGUAACAUUUUCCGGUGUGUUUCUUCAAAGCUAAGGAUAGAAACAACCCCCUCAAGGAGCUGUAUGAAAUGAGAAUGCUAAUCAUGUUGCUGUUGAAAAAAACAAACCAACAGAGAGUUAAGGAAAGACAGAAGUUGUUUUUUGUAAAAUCUGAAAAAGGCUCAGGUUUUGGUGGCUUAAGCAGAAAAGAAUUAUUUAAUAACUUACUUGCUGAAAUAGGUGCAGGACAUCUACUAGCCUUUCUCUGCUGCUUCGAGUGAAUUUGAGGUUGCAGCAUUGACAUUCACAUGAUAAGGAUUGCUUUCUUUUCCACAGAAGAGAGACAAAUUUGGAGCAAAUCAAAGGUAUUUAUGAUCUCAUAAAUCUCAUAAAAUGAUCUCAAGUCUGCUAUGGAAAGGGAUGAAGAAUCUGAAAUCAUAUCCCUUUCUUGUGUGCCACUUCAUGAAACAGUUUGGGCCUGGCUUCAUACAAGUGCCCUAGCACCUCAUCCAUCUGUGUGUGCAUCUAAGAUCAAGCCAUAAAGCAGUGCCAGACCAUACACCUGACCACUUACAAAUCCUUCCUGAAACAUCUCCUGGCCGCUGUUUCAGCAGGAACAGGGAAAUAUCAAAGCAGAGGAGAAUGGAACAGUGAAAGUGUCUUGCAUUACAAGCACAGUCUGGACCGAAGACCAACUUUGUUUGACAGGGACAUACUGGAGUCCACGAACAUGAUUCAGGGAUUGGUGCAUCUGACACACCAGGAGCUGGGAUUUUUUUACCUUUGAGAAGAGGUUUCAGAGUGGAGUUGAUGUGUGUAAAUGUCUAUCAAUAUGUAUAAAUAUUAGUUGGAAGGGAGUAAAAAAGUGGAGCCAGACGCUUCUCAGUGGGACCUAGUGAAAGGAAAAGAGGGAACAGGUGCAAACUGAGGUACAUUUAAAUGUGAGAAAAACCUCAUUUUUACCAUGCAUGUGUUAAACCCUGGAACAGGUUGCCCAGGGAGCUUGUGGACUCUGUCUUUGAAGAUGUUCAAAACCCUGCCUGGCACAGCCCAGAGCAACCUGCUUUAGUUCACCCUGUUCUGAAUGAGGAGACUGGAUCUCCAGUGGUCCAUUCCAACUGAAACAAUUCUGUGAAUCUAUGAGAUCCAUCCAAGUACCUUAAAGAAAACUCUAAUCAACUCUAAUUUUACCUAUUCAGUAGUGUACAGGAGCAGAGCACUUCACAAAUUUGUGAACUAUAACCCUACUACACAGGUAGCUUGACUCAUACGAAACAUUUCCUCGUGUCUCAGAGGUUUAAACAGAUGAUGACAGAUAAGCAUGUACAGUAUCUCAGAAUCUGCCCCUGAACCCAUCUUCAGUGUAUUCCUCCUUUGCCAGUUUUUUGUGUAACACCUUGACCUAGUUAGGUGUGAGGGGCUUCACUGCUGGGUCUGACAGGUAUCUGCACCAGGGCAGGGCGAGGGUGCUGGUCCUCACUGAUGUUUGUAUACAUCCCUAGCUUACAGCCUGUAGCAAUCUCCUUUCCGUGGGGUACUGCAACAAGUCCUGCUGCUCUGAACCAUGAAACAAGUACUGCGAAAUCCUCUAAAUCUUCUUGAGCAGCUGCUGGGGCACCAUAGUAGGAAAAGAAAUAGAUUUAGCAGAGCUUCUUUUUUGCUUUCUAAGAAGCCUAGUUAAAGACCUUUGGUAAAGGCCUCUUUCCCUUGUUAACGUUUUCCCCUGAAUUUCCAUGGCCUUUGCUCCUUGUACCGAGUCUUUCCCCUGCCCCAGAGGUGUGUCCUGUUGUCUUCUGUCACAUUUCGCCCACCUCUGAGCAAGCUCAUGAGCAGCGGAGAGCCCUUAGCAGGCAGGGAGACUGAGGCAGGCUUGCAGCAGGGUGUCAGACGCUUUUCAGGGCAGAGACAGUCCCUGGAAUGCGGCAGAGUACUCAGGCCCUGGGCAAGUUUAGACACAUGUUGAUGCAUAAUACAAGAUGGAGCCUAUUAUUUGAUAUCAGACUUUUCCAGUCAGUCACAGGGUUGGGUAAGCAUGUAUGCCAUGCAAAAUAGGAGGUAAUGUAACUACCAAAUCAGAGUGAUAUGGGAAGGUUUCUUGUCGUUCCUGGUUGACUGUUUCAUUGUGAAGUCAUUCUGUGGGCUAUGGGUGUUGAGCAGAGGCCAAGCACUACCAAUAAAACUCCGACAUUAUUUUGGAAAAAGGGAAUGAAGGCCAAGUGGAGGGGAAAAAUAAAAGGUGCCAUCUAUAGAAGCCACAAUAAUGCAAAACGUACACUAUCUAAUAGGAAUAACUUCAGUUACUUCUGCGGUUGUUCCAUUUGUGGCCUGGGUCAUUCCUGAGCAGUUCAAAGUGCAGGACUGGAAUCCAGGAGGUCUAGAUUUUCUUCAUACAUUCCCAGUUGCUAGCUCAUUGUAUGUCCUGG
Molecule: messenger RNA, 9350 nt
Organism: Prinia subflava (tawny-flanked prinia)
Lineage: Eukaryota; Metazoa; Chordata; Aves; Passeriformes; Cisticolidae
Product: chromodomain-helicase-DNA-binding protein 1-like
Biological process (GO): DNA repair; chromatin remodeling
Cellular component (GO): nucleus
Molecular function (GO): DNA helicase activity; nucleotide binding
Source: RefSeq, a predicted model, not a curated record